AAUAUCUUACUUAUGAUAUGAAGUACAUGGGAGAGCUUGGAUGUCACUUUGAAGUUUAUCGCAAUGAUGAAUUAACAGUGGAUGAACUAAAAAGGAAAAAUCCUAGAGGAGUCUUGAUCUCCCCAGGGCCAGGGGCACCCCAAGAUUCUGGAAUAUCAUUGCAAACUGUGUUGGAGUUAGGACCCAUUGUCCCCUUGUUUGGUGUGUGUAUGGGUCUGCAGUGCAUUGGGGAGGCUUUUGGAGGGAAUGUUGUUCGUUCUCCUUAUGGUGUUGUGCAUGGGAAGAGCUCUCCCGUGUAUUAUAAUGAGAAGGAGGAAGACAGCUUGUUUGCUGGACUAUCAAACCCUUUCACUGCUGGCAGAUAUCACAGUCUUGUAAUUGAAAAGGACAGUUUUCCUAGCGAAGAACUUGAAAUUACAGCAUGGACCGAGGAUGGACUGAUAAUGGCUGCUCGUCACAAGAAAUAUAGGUAUCUUCAGGGUGUCCAGUUCCAUCCUGAAAGUAUUAUCACUUCCGAAGGCAGGACAAUCGUUCGCAACUUUGUAAAACUGAUCGAGAAAAGUGAGUCGGAAUCUGAGAAUAACUAGAGGUUUGGUUUGUCUACACAGUGUAAUGUAAUGUAUCGGAUCAAUAUAUAUUUAUGGGCCUUUAAGUCAGCUCGCUAGUGAAUCAGAAGUUGAUCAUGUUUCUCGUCUACUCUUUCAAUGUACUUCAUCACAUGUAGACAUGUAGUAUUUCAACUCUAUUAUAGUAUUAUCAAUCCUUCCAUAACUUCCUGAAGAUAA
Rosa chinensis is the source of this 785-nucleotide messenger RNA. RefSeq names its product anthranilate synthase beta subunit 1, chloroplastic. Bases 18 to 587 code for a protein of 189 amino acids. The transcript has 6 exons. Gene Ontology annotation, biological process: L-tryptophan biosynthetic process. Gene Ontology annotation, cellular component: cytosol. NCBI's taxonomy places the organism in Eukaryota, Viridiplantae, Streptophyta, Magnoliopsida, Rosales, Rosaceae. The record is from RefSeq and is a predicted model, not a curated record.